AUUCCAGAUACAAACCACGCGAAACCACCAAACCCUUCGACAUUGACUUUUGUUAAACCAAGAAAACCUCUCUCCACGAUGAGCGUGCUCCUCCUCAACGACCAAACCAUCCUAGGUUUCAUCAACGACAAGGAGGCCUUCGGCGGCUGUGCCGGCGAGCGUUUCCGGGAGCUCGACGUCGACGGCGACGGGCUGAUCUCUCGUGAGGAGCUCCGGUGGGGGUUCGGCAGCGGCAUAGCCUUGGACCACGAGGGGGACGCCGAGGAAGGGACCGAUGGGCCGUUUGAUGCGGCUUUCGACCGGUGCGACGGGGACAAGGACGGGGCGCUCGGCCCAGAGGAGUUCAGGGGGUUCGUCGAGGAGAUCAUGCGUGCAUUGGCCCAGGGGAUCGGCGGGGUGCCCGUCUCGAUGGUUCUCCAGGAGGGUAGCUUGUUCGUCAAGGCUGUUGAACAUGAGUUGGAGCAGAGAAAGAAGGUCCAAUCAGCAGCAACAAGCGUAAGUACACCUCGUUCGAGUGCUAAAGAGAGGAAACACAAACCCAGGUUGGGCCUGUUUCUUUGCUUCUGUGGGGAACCAUCAGCUAAGCAUCACAGUCACGAGCAAGUCCAUCAUCUCCCAGAAAUGGACAGUUAAUUGUCGAAAGAUUUUGCAGCCCCCCUUCACCAUUUUAGCUUUUUCCUCGAUCAAUAUGACUGCCAAGAGAGGAACGAGAUUCGUGUUUCGGAUUGGAUCUGAACAGACGCCGCUUGUGAAUGUGCAGUUUCAUUUGUCAUUUAGAACUGAGUGUUACAUUAUGAUGUUUGGAGGGACUGAGCCUUGUUAACUGAUUGAAAACGAGGAAGCACUCAACGAUCUUACCAUUUUGUAAUUUCUUGUUGUCAUUCAUGGAGUCGUGACUGGUACCAGGGCUCAUAUUAGAUCUGUGGAAUCAAAAUGUUCUUUGUUGGUAUAAA
Messenger RNA from Syzygium oleosum, 953 nucleotides. RefSeq lists its product as uncharacterized. Lineage: Eukaryota; Viridiplantae; Streptophyta; Magnoliopsida; Myrtales; Myrtaceae. Gene Ontology annotation, molecular function: calcium ion binding. The transcript has 2 exons. The coding region runs from base 79 to 633 and encodes 184 amino acids. The record is from RefSeq and is a predicted model, not a curated record.